This is a messenger RNA of Paramecium tetraurelia, 240 nucleotides long. RefSeq lists its product as uncharacterized. The transcript has a single exon. The record is from RefSeq and is a predicted model, not a curated record. NCBI's taxonomy places the organism in Eukaryota, Ciliophora, Oligohymenophorea, Peniculida, Parameciidae.
AUGAAAUGUAUUGUUGAAAUUUCCUCUUUUUCAUUACAAAUUUAGAACCAUUUUGUUUUUAGUAAUUAAAAUUAAGAUAUAUUCUUGGUUAAUUCUAAAAUGUUAGAUAUUUAUUCUGUCCAUUAUAAAUUAAUAUCAAUAUCUUUUUUAAAAAAGUAUACAGAAAUAACAAAAUAUUGUAUGAAUUUCACUAGGAUUGAUCUAUUGAAAUAAAGAAAUUUUAGAUCAUAGAUAGUUUGA